This is a messenger RNA of Podarcis raffonei (Aeolian wall lizard), 735 nucleotides long. RefSeq names its product granulocyte-macrophage colony-stimulating factor receptor subunit alpha-like. Gene Ontology annotation, cellular component: membrane; external side of plasma membrane. The record is from RefSeq and is a predicted model, not a curated record. NCBI's taxonomy places the organism in Eukaryota, Metazoa, Chordata, Lepidosauria, Squamata, Lacertidae. Bases 1 to 735 code for a protein of 244 amino acids. Gene Ontology annotation, biological process: immunoglobulin mediated immune response; cytokine-mediated signaling pathway. The transcript has 7 exons. Gene Ontology annotation, molecular function: protein binding; cytokine receptor activity.
AUGGUGGCCACUCUAGGAUUUGCUGACACAGUUCGGCUCAUUGUUCUGUUGUACUCUAUUUUCUACAGAACUUUUGCACAGGAGGAGGGACCAGAAGGGACAUCAGCUGAAAAUUUAUCCUGUGUCAUUUACACUGUUCAUGUUACCUCAAUGGAUUGCACUUGGGAAGCGGGCAGGAAUGCUCCUAAUGACGUCCAGUAUUUUCUAAACUUGAUAUAUUUCGAAAACGAUGGAGAAAGCAUUGAAUGUCCCCAAUACAAAAAUAAUGAACUUGGAAGACACGUUGGGUGCCAUUUUCCUAAUAUGAAAGUUCCUGAGAAUCAUAUUACCCUCCAGGUGACUGGCUCAAGCAAAGAAUCACCAAUUCAGACUUUGGAUCACCAAGCCUGGCCUUUCGAUUAUGAAAAACUUGCCCCACCGCAAUAUAUCACUGUGAAUUGUCGUGAACUGCUGUUGUAUUGUAAAGUAGAAUGGAAACCCCCUCCAACUGCUACUACAAAUGCAGAUUACUGUUUUAAGUACCAGAUAAAGGAUGAACUGAGAAAUGGAAUUAUAACAGAAAAAACGGGGAAAACCUACCACUUGUUUCCAAAGGAUAAAGAAUACAUCUUGAAGCUUCGUGCAGCUGGACAGUAUUGCACUGUUGGAGAAGAAUGGAGUGACUGGAGUGAACUAAUUAAGUUUGGAUGCAGAAAGAAACCAGGAAAGAAUACAUACACCUGUGAAGAAGGUUAA